AUGCGCUUCAGCAGUAGGGACGGUACCACCCCAGCUCUAAGUCCUCCACCGGUAAACCCGACUGUGCUUGUCGUGGGGACAGUCGUCAUCCUCGUGCUCGGUGUAGUGGUCUUUAUCCUCCUCUGGGCAUGGUCUCGCUGUUAUCGUGUAAAACGGAGAGAGCAAGCGGGAGAUGAGAGCCAAACAGCUGUGUCACAAGCACUCUCCGCGUUGGAGAGGAUGCCUUCAGCUGCUUGUUCGACUUCCCAGCUCCCGACGUACGACGGGAAUAGGCCACCAGCAUAUUCGAGUGGGUCUUCGACGACGCGGGUGACGCGCGAGGGAGAGGUUGGGCAUAGCGCGGUGUGUUUGACCGAGCUGGAGAGAGUGUAUGUGACAGGGUUGAGGGCACCGAGUCUGAUCAGACAGAGAUCCCAGCCACCAGCUUAUGACGUUAGCCAGUCGAAUAGUUCCCCAUAG
Dacryopinax primogenitus is the source of this 459-nucleotide messenger RNA. RefSeq lists its product as uncharacterized. The transcript is spliced from 2 exons. The record is from RefSeq and is a predicted model, not a curated record. NCBI's taxonomy places the organism in Eukaryota, Fungi, Basidiomycota, Dacrymycetes, Dacrymycetales, Dacrymycetaceae. Bases 1 to 459 code for a protein of 152 amino acids.